UUCACUUGUCGUCAAAUGACGUUUGUCAAUAAAUAAAUAUCCAUAAUCUCCUUUUGCCGUGUAGCACUUCGUCAAUAUUUGGCAUUGCAGGUGCAAUUAUUUUCCGAUGAGCAAAUGGUCUGAGAAUAUGAGAAAAUUUUAAUAAUUAUUUCAUUGAAAUUGUUACUUAUGAAGUGCUUUAUGUUGAAUUGAAGUUCAAUGGGAGGGCGUUCAUUUUGAUAUAUUAUAUUACACCCUCGCAGAACUUUAUUAAGAUAACGAUAUGAAAAAAUUAUUUUCAAAAAUUGAAACCAAAAUUGACAAUACUUCUAAGGAAACUAAUAAUUUCAUUGGAAAAGUUUUUGCAGUCGGUCGUCAAAAUGUAGUGGUUGAAGAUGUUUUAGCAGAAGGUGGUUUUGCUAUUGUAUAUCUUGUGAGGGGUAGUAGUGGAUGUCGAUAUGCCCUCAAAAGAAUGUAUGUCAACAACGAAUCUGACCUCAAUGUGGCUAAAAGAGAAAUACAAAUCACUAGCAGCUUGAAUGGUCAUAAGAAUAUAAUAGGUUAUGUGGAUUCCUGUAUAACUCCCAAAGGGGGAGGCGUAUAUGAAGUUUUGCUGCUAAUGCCUUAUUGUCAAGAUAAUGUCUUAAAUCUUAUGAAAAGCCAUGGCAAGGCUAAUAUGGCCGAGUCAGAAAUAUUGAAUAUUUUUUGUGAUAUUUGUGAAGCUGUCUCUAGACUGCAUCACUGUAAAACCCCAAUUAUUCAUCGCGAUUUAAAAGUAGAGAAUAUUUUGAAAAAUGAUAACGGCAAUUACAUCAUCUGUGAUUUCGGUUCAGCAACAGCAAGAAUUCUGAAUCCUGCAGAAAAUGGCGUUACUGCUGUUGAAGAGGAAAUAAAGAGGUAUACUACACUCAGUUAUAGAUCUCCUGAAAUGGUUGAUAUGUAUUGUGGUAAACCAAUUACCACGAAGGCAGAUAUAUGGGCGCUUGGCUGCUUAUUAUAUAGACUCUGCUUUUUCACCCUUCCAUUUGGAGAAAGCCUUUUAGCUAUUCAAAAUGGAAACUUUUACAUUCCUGAUAACUCCAAGUAUUCUGUAGGUUUACAUCAGUUGAUAGGUUACAUGUUAGAACCAGACCCAGAUAAAAGACCUGAUAUUUAUCAAGUUAGUUCGAUAGCUUUUAGAUUGUACAAUAAAGAUAAUCCAGUGAAGAAUUUGAUGAAUUCCACUACUCCAGUAUUAGAUGACCUACAGGUUCCUCAGACUGAGUCAGAAGCAAAAAAGACAAUAAUAAAAUCAUCUUCAUCAGCAGUCAGUAACAAAACGAAUCCAGCGCCUUUAGUUGAAAGCACAAGUGUCAUUCCAAGACAAAGACCAAAAGGCACAGCUACAACGCCACUGAACUUGAAAAACCUUCCUCUUAACAUUAGUCCUAGUCCAACAGCAUCCAAAAAAUCCCAGAGCCCUGUAGCCCCAACUGUUUCACCAUCCCUUUCAGUAAGUACAACCUCUUUAACUCCUAAGUUGAUCUCCCAAACCGCUUCCGAAAAUCCAAGCUUUGUUCCAGAAUUCCCUAAUCAACCCCCAGCCUCAUUUAGUGUGGUGAAUUGUACUGAAGUUGGCCAGGAUAAUCUUGACCAGUUAUUUGAGUCUGGUUACUCCGAUCCCUUCAAGGAUGAUACACAUCCUUCGACACCACCAACAAAGGUUUCAGAAGGAGAAUUGUCACAAAGCGGAAAUUCAAUUCCUCAAAAUGUAUCUAGUCAGAGUCAAAGAAAUUUUGAUCUUGGAGAUGUUAGUAGUACUAUCAACAUUCCCCAUACACCACCUUCUACGCCUACUGCAUACAUAGCCAAAGGACAUCGUAGAAAUAUGAGUGACACAACAGCGUUCAACAAAGUUUAUGCAUCAGAAACUACUCAAUUCUUAGCACCAUUUGAUUCAUCAAUCAAAAGAACAGAAGAUUCGCCUACAAAAAUGGAAGAAUACUCUACAAAUAGUAAAGCGCCAAUGGGUUCUUCAGUUUCGACCACCAAUGUUAGCAAUCUACUUUCAAAUACUGAAAACAGAUCCCUAUCUGCGGAUGUGGCCGAUUGGAACCCAUUUGAAGAAGAUGCCUCAUUCAGUGAAAUGACAGAAGACCAUAUUUUUGGAGCCGAAUUCGAUAAGAUUCGUAAAUGUAGUCAAACAAGCAUUCCAGGAGUAAACUCAGGUGAUAGUUCUGCAAUAGCUGAAGAUCCCUUCAUUUGUGCUCCUUUUAGUCUUUCCACUAGAACACGAAAUAAAAAAUGUAAUCUUCAAAUCUCAGGUAAACAAUAAUUUUUGUGGAACAUCAUGCACCACUAUGUUAUAAAUAUUAUUAUAUUUGUUAAUAAUUAUUUAUUCUAAAUUUAUCUUAUUUGAAACUAUGAUUAAUAUAUCUAUAUAUAUUCAAGUAAAUCUGCCCCGUUGAAA
Messenger RNA from Coccinella septempunctata (seven-spotted ladybird), 2428 nucleotides. RefSeq names its product AP2-associated protein kinase 1. The coding region runs from base 263 to 2293 and encodes 676 amino acids. The transcript has 10 exons. Gene Ontology annotation, molecular function: ATP binding; protein kinase activity. Lineage: Eukaryota; Metazoa; Arthropoda; Insecta; Coleoptera; Coccinellidae. The record is from RefSeq and is a predicted model, not a curated record. Gene Ontology annotation, biological process: protein phosphorylation.